Molecule: messenger RNA, 207 nt
Organism: Schistosoma spindalis
Lineage: Eukaryota; Metazoa; Platyhelminthes; Trematoda; Strigeidida; Schistosomatidae
Source: the annotation of a GenBank genome assembly
AUGCAAUACAUUUUGCAUUAUAUACCCAAUGCAUUUCCCAAUCAAAUACAUACCAAUAAUAAUAUAAACAUCACAUCGUUUGAACUGAAAAUUAAUACGAAAAUCACUUUGAAAUUAGUCAAUGAACACUUUCGUAACAAGUUGACAGUCGUUCCAUGUCUUAUUUAUAAAUGUUAUCUGGAUAACUUCAGACUGAUCCAUCAAUGA